Messenger RNA from Thelazia callipaeda (thelaziosis nematode), 684 nucleotides. The record is from the annotation of a GenBank genome assembly. Lineage: Eukaryota; Metazoa; Nematoda; Chromadorea; Rhabditida; Thelaziidae.
AUGUUUACAGGAUUUAUUCUUGACUUAAGUGCUGCAAAUUAUUUAAAAAUUGUUCGCAGUAAUUUUUCAAAAAAUAGUAAAAUAUGCAAAGUGGUAAUUAAGUGGGAUUUUGGAAAGGUUAAGCUCAAAUUCGCAGAAAACCAAGCAAUUAUUUGGCGUGAGAGGUUUCUGUCCACAUUUGGUUCUUCUGAUGGCCAAGAAAAUAAUGCCCAAUCGCUUUUAUCAGUAAAUCAAACUAAAAAUGCCAGCAGAACUAGUAAUAAUGACUUGAUGAUAUUAGAUGAAGGCUGGGAUACAACGGAAUCAGUUACAAGCAUGACAGGCAGUUAUACCUUACGCUCUCAGUUAUCAGAAAAUCUUGAAGAUAUCAGUGAAAUAUCUCAAGCCAAUAUGAAUGAUUCUGCCAAAUCUUCUGUUACUUCCGAAAUCAAGAAACUUUGUAACUAUCAUCGACUACUUGAAAUAAUUAAUCGUAAAAAAUCUAGUAAAAAUAAAAAUGAUAUAAAAGAACAACAUAUGCCAACAGAAAAAAUUCACGAGAAUAAUGAAGAGGUUGAAAGCACUAAUCCACAAGCUGAUGGAAUACGUAUAAAUAAAGAAAAUUCUAAUAACGCUGAAUUCUAUAAUAAACCGAAUACUGGAUUUAAUCUGCUGUUGCAAGAGCCAUUGGAAAGUACAGUAUAA